AUGCCUCCUGCUAUGGCGACCCUUCCAUGGAGACUCUCUCGAGGUGGUGGUCUUUCAUGUCCCGGCCAUUCUAGUCCUGUACCACCUGUGCGUCCAGCCCGAAGCUAUCGAGGAACAUGGAGAGCAACACUGACCAGCAGUGCACCAUUCCGCGACGUCUCAAGCGUGACAAACCCUGGCGAGCGGCGCACCGUGUCGUUGUCGGACCCAUGUUUCGAGAAUGCAAGCACGAUCCAACUCUUCCUCGACUUUGUCACCGAGGGCCGCCUUCCCAACGUCGGCCGCGACCUCACUGGCGUCAGCGACCUCUGUCGUCUGCUCAUGAAGUAUGAAUCCAAGGCUGCGCUCGGAAAACUGCUGGUCGACGUCGAGAGGCGGCUCUUAGCGCGCACCGUGUCCGCGUUGGCAGUGUUCGUCAUCGGCGCCGUUGUCGACAACGAAGACCUCUGUCUUUUGACAUUCCAGCACGACACUUGGACAACCGCUCCCACCGAUGAGCUUGACGAAAAGAAGAUCUUUGUCACAGGCUUUACACUCGAUCCGUCCAAGGCGCCAUACACGCACAUGAGUGACACUCCUACGGCGUAUUGGUGGGCUCUCACUCGUUCAUGGGAUCCCACUCGAGCGCGCACGGGUCAGAACAACGUCGGUUUUGUGGAAGGCACCAAGUUCUCCAAGCUGCUCGCCAUCGCGAAGAAGUGA
Molecule: messenger RNA, 702 nt
Organism: Apiotrichum porosum
Lineage: Eukaryota; Fungi; Basidiomycota; Tremellomycetes; Trichosporonales; Trichosporonaceae
Exons: 2
Coding region: 1-702 (233 amino acids)
Source: RefSeq, a predicted model, not a curated record